ACGUUUAGGAUGCGUUGUGGUGUAACGUUACUUGUUACGAUCGGAGUUGCAGUAAAGACUGAUAUCAGACGUGAAAAAUGCUCAUGGAUUGGAAGAUCGUCGUUCCUUUGCUCGCGGUGGCAUUCAUCGUGGCGAGCGCCGCUGGGACACCGGGGGGCGUCAUGGACGCAGAUAUGAAGGACCAAACUACUAGAGACGCGCUGCAGUUCGCUGUGGCCGAAUACAACAAGAGAACAAACGACCUGUAUGUUUGGCAGAUGGCCAAGGUUGUCAAGGCUCAGAAACAGGUGGUAGCUGGGAUGAAGUACAUCUUCACAGUGCAGAUGGCCAGGACCCUGUGCAGGAAGGGAGGUUUGGAGAAGGACUGCACUGUGCAUCAGGACCUAGCUGUGACCAACCAGUGCACCUUUGAGGUGUGGAGCCGCCCCUGGCUGGGAGCGAUCCAGUUGACCAAGAAUGACUGCCAGCCGUAAAGACCCAGAGGAGAGACGACUUCGUCUAGUCUUCCACAUUACUAGUGCAAUGUAUUACUAAUGCUGGUCAACCUCUGACUAUAUAAACAAUAAUAUAACUAAUAAUUAUCUUACUUUAUUCAUUCCCACACCAAUAAAAUAACUUUUGUCUUAAAUUUAGUAUUAAAAUAGAUUGUAAACUCUAUGCAAAAGUUGAACUAAAUAUAGAAAUGGUUUGUAACAUCUACAUGUGGUUUAUUUAUAUAUUUUAAGGGUUUGAUCAGCUAAAUAUUGCGGAAAUAAUAUUAGUUCCAUCAAUGUAAUUGUCCAUUUCCAAUCCCCCAUAUAUUUUUGGAGUAAACUAAUAAACACCAAAUUAUGUAUUUGGUCACCGACAAACAAGCAAGAUUUCUGGCUCUCACAGACUCUGACUGGUCCACCAGCGACUCCUGUGUCUAUAUCCGCAGUAAAACAAGUCCUAUAUCAACGUAACCUGAAAGGCCAGCAAGGAAGGAGGCACUGCUCCAAAACUGCCAUAAAAAUAGCCAGACUACGGCUGCACAUGGGGACAAAGAUCAGACUUUUUGGAGAAAUGUCCUCUGAAACAAAAAAUAUAAUUGUUUGGCCAUAAUAACCAUUGUUAUGUUUGGAGGAAAAAGGGGAGGCUUGCAAGCCGAAGAACACCAUCCCAACCGUGGAGCACAGGGGUGGCAGCAUCAUGUUGUGGGUGUGCUUUGCUGCAGGAGGGACUGGUGCAAUUCACAAAUUAGAUGGCAUCAUGAGGAGGGGAAAAUGAUGUGGACAUAUUGAAGCAACAUCUCAAGACAUCAGUCAGGAAGUUAAAGCUUGGUUGCAAAUGGGUCUUCCAAAUGGACAAUGACCCCAGGCAUAGUUCUAAAGUUGUGGCAAAAUGGCUUAAGGACAAAAAAGUCAAGGUAUUGGAAGUGGCCAUCACAAAGCCCUGACCUCAAUCCCAUAGACAAUUUGUGGGCAAAACUGAAAAAGCCUGUGUGAGCAUGGAGGCCUACAAACCUGAUUCUGUUACACCAGCCCUGUCAGGAGGAAUGGGCCAAAAUUCACCCAACUUAUUGUGGGAAACUUGUGUAAGGCCACCCAAAACAUUUGACCCAAGGAUAAACAAUUUAAAGGCAAUGAUGUAGCUCCCUUCAGUAACCACGAGCACAACCGUUCCUUUAUUUUAACUGACGGCUUUAUUCUAUAGUUUUAGUCAGAAUUAUCACCUUCCGUGAGAACUAUAAAGUAAAUGAAAAAUACAGUUAAGCACACUCUUACAACCUUAUCUUACGAGUGACUUAUUAGCUUGGUAUAACUCUGAAGUGCUUACAUGCAUAACAUUUACAUUUAAGUCAUUUAGCAGACGCUCUUGUCCAGAGCGACUUACAAAUUGGUGCAUACACCUUAUGACAUCCAGUGGAACAGCCACUUUACAAUAGUGCAUCUAAAUCUUUUUAGGGGGGGGUGAGAAGGAUUACUUACCCUAUCCUAGGUAUUCCUUGAAGAGGUGGGGUUUCAGGUGUCUCCGGAAGGUGGUGAUUAACAGUUUAACCGGCGUUAUAACAGGUUCAGAUUAACACAUGAAUAAAGGAACAAAUACCUCAUUGGCUGCUUAUUACAGAAGGGAGGAAAUCAAACUUCACACUUAUUAUUCCUGGCAUGAAUUCACACUUCAUCCUAACAUACAUUCUUCAACCUUUAUGAACUACACCCGAUGACAUGAAAACUUAGCUAACGCAGCGCAGGAUUGCCUUCCCUCCAAAGGUGUGUUGCUACAAUAAGGAUCCCCGUUACAACAGUAUUAGCUACGUAGUUCCGCUUGUAUUAUCAUUUCCCCCGCACAGCAGACACAUAAACAAUUCAAACAAAAGACAACGACAUAACCUGUAAGUCUAACUGUCAGUUACAAAUGAUACCAAAUACUAAUUGAGUGUAUGUAAACUUCUGGCCCACUGGAAAUGUGAUUAAAGAAAUAAAAGCUGAAAUAAAUCACUCUCCACUAUUAUUCUUUCACAUUCUUAAAAUAAAGUGGUGAUCCUAACUGACCUAAAAUAUAAUUUUAACGAGGAUUAUGUCAGACAUGGUGAAAAACUGAGAUGAAAUGUAAUUGGCUAAAGUGUAUAUAAACUUACAACUUCAACUGAAUCUUAUCUCAGUUCACUGGUCACGAUAACAACACCCACCCAUAGCACACGUUCACCCGGCCACAGCUGCACCAAAAUAGCCUCCAACACUCUCCUCAGCAAACUGGAUGCAGUCUAUCACAGUGCCAUCCGUUUUGUUACCAAAUCACCUUAUACCACCCACCACUGCGACCUGUAUGCUCUAGUCGGCUGGCACUCGCUACAUAUUCGUCGCCAGACCCACUGGCUCCAGGUCAUCUAUAAGUCUAUGCUAGGUAACAGGUAUAUCUCACUGGUCAUCCCCAAAGCCAACACCUCCUUUGGCCGCCUUUCCAUUUCUCUGCUGCAAGUGACUGGAACGAAUUGCAAAAAUCGCUGAAGCUGGAGACUCAUAUCUCCCUCAACAACUUUAGACAUCAGCUAUCUGACCAGCUAACCAAUCGCUGCAGCUGUACAUAGUCCAUCUGUAAAUAGCUGUUGGGGGAAAUUGUUGUUGAAAUGAUUAAUAAUGUAUACAUUUCAAUUAGAACCAUUUAUUCUAAUUCUAUUAUGUAUGGGCUCUUGGUUAAGCUGUUACUGAAAAUGUAAGCAAAACUAAUUAAUUGUCUGUACCUCUCGGGAAGUUUAAGAGAGAGGGAUGACGUAUCUUUCCUGACAGAUAAGAAUGGUCCUUGAUGUACCAUUUGUGGAGGAGAAGAUAUCUUUUAGACAGAUUGGAAUGUCUGGUUUAUGAGGGGAGUAGAAAACAUCUCCGGACCUAAAAACACUGGGCUAUUGUGAGAAUCGGAGAGAGUGUGGGAAACUGAUGAUGUAAUUUCCAGUUUAUAACCUGUGGAAAUGUGUAUGUGGUUAGUACUCACUCGAAUUAAACACUGUUACCUUGGCUUUUAA
Oncorhynchus keta (chum salmon) is the source of this 3481-nucleotide messenger RNA. Its product is annotated as cystatin-like. The transcript is spliced from 3 exons. Gene Ontology annotation, molecular function: cysteine-type endopeptidase inhibitor activity. Lineage: Eukaryota; Metazoa; Chordata; Actinopteri; Salmoniformes; Salmonidae. The coding region runs from base 78 to 473 and encodes 131 amino acids. The record is from RefSeq and is a predicted model, not a curated record.